Molecule: messenger RNA, 1206 nt
Organism: Anolis sagrei ordinatus
Lineage: Eukaryota; Metazoa; Chordata; Lepidosauria; Squamata; Anolidae
Gene: MRPL10
Product: mitochondrial ribosomal protein L10
Biological process (GO): translation
Cellular component (GO): mitochondrial large ribosomal subunit
Molecular function (GO): structural constituent of ribosome
Source: RefSeq, a predicted model, not a curated record
UCCCCACUAUCCCAUAAUACUCCUCUUCCAGCGCUCCUCCCCAUUGAAGAUGGCGGCUUUCAGUAACUCUUGGAAAGGCGUUUGCAAACUUGGUUGUCUGCCUACUCUUCAGCAUAUCCGCCAUGGCUCCAAAGCGGUCACCCGACAUUGGAGGGAUAUGAACUUUAUGCGGCAGAAACUAAUGGCUGUGACAGAAUACAUACCUCCAAAACCUGCAAUCCCUGAAGAAUGCAAACCCCGUACCAGAUUUAUGGAGGAGGAAAAUGGCUACACAAGGCUGUUGCGUCGACAAGUGGAGGAAACAUUCCGUGAGAAUAAAAUGAUUGCUGUUUGCCAGUACAACUACAUCCAUGGAAAUGACAUGGUACUCAUGAGGCAUCAACUACGGAAGUACAACAUCCAUGUUAAAUUCUUCCCCAAUGAGAUUGUGAGACCUUUUCUUUUGGAUUCCAAGUUCAAGAACCUCCUGCCUCUCUUUGUUGACCGCAAUCUUCUAAUGGUGAGCCCGGAAAUAAGGGCACAAGAAAUGUUGAGAAUCUUGAAGAGAAUGCCACCAAUUAACCUUCUAGGAGUUUAUGUUGACAAUGCAAUCCUAAGCCAACAAGGUUUCCUCAACUAUGCCAAGCUGCCUUCCAUGGUGAUGGCCCAAGGAGAAGUGGUGGGCGCUCUCUCUCUCCUGACAUCCCAAACCAGCACGAUUUUGCAGCGUGGCCCAGCUCACUUGGCAUCUUUGUUGGACCAAUAUGUUAAACAGCAGAGCGCUGAGACAGAUACAUCAAAGGAAAUGGGGACUCCUAACAAGUCGGAAACUCUUUGAUGAACACUAUUCACUUUGAACCUGUGUAUUGCAUGUUUGAGAUGGCAGUUGGUAGGACUGACUGUAUUUGGCAUCGCUUGGAUUGAGAGAAUGAGCAACAGAAAAUGAAUGAGGGGUACUGGAGUAUAGAUUCUUGACUGAAUAUUAUAGCAACACAAGACACACAUCUACACUGUUUUAUAUGUCAAGCCAGAAAGCAUGGAAACAAGCCAGCAAAUUGUGUAACCAAUUUGAAGUAUAUUUCAAAUCACAGUAGACUCGCAAUGGUGAGCAGAGAAAUACAAUGUUAAACCUGACAUAAUCUUUUUAUGCUAAAUCCUUCUGAACUUCAGGACAUAAAAGAAUUAUGCCAUAUGCCUGAAGCUGUAAUAUUAAAUAUUUUUUAUGAG